AUGAAGGCCAAUCAUGUUGAGACCCAGGCGGAGGUUCCUGCUGAUCCAGGCUCUCACCAGCAUAUCGUCCUUUACUGUCCUCCUGAGGGUGUCUGGAGCUACAGUGCUGUGUGCUCUGGGCCGCCAGCUGGGGCACCACCGACUCCUGCUGUCCAGGGCUCCCGGUGGACUCUCUGAGGCACUGAUGUGGAAUCUUCCCCAUUUGGUGCACCAAAAGCAACCUCACGCGGUGUGGGCUGAUGUGAAGAGCUGCCAGAUCCAACAGAGCCUGAGCUGAGUCCACACCCUGGAAGCCAAGAACCGAGGGAUCAGUUGGAAGAAAGUCAGCAGGUUUUGGAAAAGAGAAUAACCUGCAAAGGACAAGUCAAUGCUAGAACAGAAAUUGGAUUGGAGCCCGAGCUGAGUCUACAUGCUGGGAUCCCAGAGCUGAGGGAACAGGUGGAAGAAAGAAAGUCAGCAGAGUCUGAGCUGCAGACAGCGCCUUCAGUUCUCAGCUCAAGCAUUGCGAACCUUGUUUUUGUGGUUAAGGACCCUAAAGUACUCAUGGUGGCAUCCUGCAAGAUGUGUUCCGGGAAGACGGCAGAGACGAACUUUCCAAAUACCAUCGAGAAUUCCUACUCCCAGCAGGAAGAGACCAAGCAGAAUAUCAGAGUCAGCAAAAAUAGACUUCUUAUGAGCCAGGUGGCCUACUUCCUGAACUACCAGCUGAAGACAUACAUCCCUGGCUUUUUGUGUUCUGCCCCAAAUGUCAGCAUGGUGGCAUCUGACAGGCCUCCUUCCAGAACAAACACAGAGGUGAACGUUCCAGAAGGCAUUGAGAAAUCCUGCUGCCAACAGGAAGAAAACAAACCGACUUUCGGAGCCAGCAAAAAUAGACUUCUUAUGAGUCAGGUGGCCUACUUCCUGAACUACCGGCUGAAGACAUACAAUGAUCGAAAAGAUCACAAUGAAGAACAGAAAUGCAGAGACAGCAAAAAUAAACUUAUGAGUCAAGUGGCCUACCAUCUGGGCUGCCGGCUGAAGACGGAAGUCCCUGGCCUUCUGUGUUCUGCCCCAAACAUCAGCAAGGUGGCAUCUGACAGGCCUCCUUCCAGAAAAAACACAGAGUUGAACGUUCCAGAAGGCAUUGAGAAAUCCUUCUUCGAACAGGAAGAUAACAAACCGAAUAUUGGAGUCAGCAAAAAUAGACUUCUUAUGAGUCCGGUGGACUACUCCCUGAACUAUCGGCUGAAGACAUACAAAGAUCGAAAAGAUCAUGAAGAGGAACAGAAAUACAAAGGCAGCAAAAAUAAACUUCUUAUGAGUCAAGCAGCCUACUACCCAGGCUGCCAGCUGAAGACAGAAGAAGAUCAGAAAUGUCACAAGGAGGAACAGAAACAGAGAGACAGCAAAAAUGAACUUCUUACGAGUCAAGUGGCCCACUACCUGGGCUGCAGGCUGAAGAUGGAAAAAGAUCUGAAACGUCAUGAGGAGGAACAGAGAUACAAAGACAGCAAAAAUAAACUUCUUACCAGUCAAGUGGCCCACUACCCCGGCUGCAGGCUGAAGACAGAAAAAAACGAUGAAGAUGAAGAUGUUCAUGUUGUGGAGGCUGAGAAAAUACAGGAAUCACGUGCCCCCAGGGAGGUGCAGAAGAUUGAAGUCAAGAAAGUCCUUGAGGACUCACUGGAGAAAUGUGUCAUCACUCUUUCAAAUAGCUAUGGCCCUACUGACUCCAGCCAGCCUCAUAGAGACACCAAUGAAAUCACAUUUGAGGAAGAGAAUGUCAACUCUGCGCUGGUUGUAGAGAAUGAAUCAUCUCAUGAUGUGGUGGAGGAUGCUCUAAUCAUUCUUUCAGACAGACAAAGUGAUGAUGAGGAAGAGGAAGAAAGAGGGCCAGUGCCUCCCAAGGAUCUGCAGGAGUCUGCGGAGGAGGAAGCCCCCCAGGAGUCCUGUGAUGAAGGUUAUUUGACUCUCUCAAUUCCUCCUGGCACAUCUGCCUUCAAUGAGUCUUACAGGAGCAACUUGCACUCAGAGGAGCAGCAAGUCAACGUGGCUGUCGACAUAGGCAAGAUUAAAAAGGACCAAGAGGAAGAAGACCGAGGCUCACUGUGCCCCAGGCUCAGCAUGGAGCUGGUGGAAGCAGAAGAGCCUGAAGUCUUCUGGUACUCACUGGAUAUAUUGUGUUCAACAUAUACAGCAUAUCUUGAGUUUUAUUACACAUGCCAGGCUUACACAUAUCCAUUUUUUUUAUUUGUAGAAGAGCAUGUUCGCUUGACUUUGGACAUGGAUAGUAGGUUUCUUACUAUGACAGUGAUAAGACUCCACCUGGUCUCCCGGAUAGGGGUCAUAUUCCCACACUAAGACAACAUGUCACAUGGGACUCUGCCGGUGCAGAGUGUGAACAACACCAUGUUCUUGCUGAAAACGCUUAGCCUGACUUUCAUAGCCCAAGGUAAUCUCCAGACAACUUCAGAAUGUAGAACAGUGAGCAGCACUACUGACCUGUCUCCUUCAGACAGCCCAUGUCACCACAAAUCACACAACUAAAAGGAGAAGAGGCAUUUUGGGUUGAAAAAGAGUAAAAAGAUAAUGUAGCCACAUUUCUUUAGUUCUUUUGAAUCCAAAGUGUCUCCUCAUCUUUUUGUUGUUGUUGAUGGUGGUGGUGACAUGGGCUUGUUUGCAGAGGACAGGUCAGCUGUCUGGCUCAAUGGUCUGUACUCUGAAGUUGUCUGAAAAUGUCCUCAUGAUUAAAUUCAGCCUAAGCGUUUUUCCGGGAACACUGCAGGGUCAAUGCUACCUCACCCAUCUGCAGGUAGAGACGGUCCCAUGUGUCUACCACCAUGAUCAUGAUAACAGGACUGUUGCACCAUUUGUCUAUCACCAUGAUCGUGAUACCGGGACUGUUCCAUCAUUUGCCUAUCACCAUGAUCGUGAUACCAGGACUGUUCCACCAUCUGUCUAUCACCAUGAUCAUGAUACCAGGACUGUUCCACCAUCUGUCUAUCACCAUGAUCGUGAUACCAGGACUGUUCCACCAUUUGUCUAUCACCAUGAUUGUGAU
Sapajus apella (tufted capuchin) is the source of this 3043-nucleotide messenger RNA. RefSeq names its product neuroblastoma breakpoint family member 3-like. The record is from RefSeq and is a predicted model, not a curated record. NCBI's taxonomy places the organism in Eukaryota, Metazoa, Chordata, Mammalia, Primates, Cebidae.